AUGGAUACGAAGCUUUUGGACCCCUGCGAUGCUCAAAUGCCAGAGGGCUGGACCUGCGUCGCCCCACCCUUUAGCGCCAUCGUGCCUGGAGGCACCUGGAAAGAGUAUCCACAUUUGAGCUCUAGGCGGCUCUUCAGCGAGAGCAUCCGGGCGCGCGCGUCGCCGCUGGAGGAGCGCUUGCGGUCGCUGGGCCAGGAUCCGCGCUGCCUCAUCUGCACGACGGGAGUUGGCUACAGCGCCGACCUCGGUGGACCGAAGCACUGGCAAAAGCUGGGCGAAAUCGGCGAGCAGACGGUCAUCGAGAGCAUCCUCCAUCGCUACUGGCAUCGUUUUCCAGUUCCAGGUGGCGAAAUCGCCUUCAAUGAGUUGCUCGGCGAAGUGCGGGUCUUCAAAGCAGCACCUGCUGCAAACGCCCAACCCGCGGCGCCCCAACCCACCGCGCCCCAAGCGGCGCCCGUGGCGGCGCCCGUGGCGCCCGUGAAUGCCUGGGCAAACUACCAACCGGUGACUGGAAGUGAUGGAAGACCUCAGGAGUUGGAUCAUCCAACAACGUCAGUGAGUGUGAAGAGCAAGAGCUUAGAUCCUCUCACCCUACAAGAGGAAGGUCGUUGGCAUUGCAUCUACGAGCCUUGCAGCAUGUGCACCAAGCCCAAUGGAGACUGGCAGGCCUAUGGACAUUUGUCAUCGAAGAAGAUCUUCAAAGAAAGGAUGACUGAUAGGGCCAACGCCUUUGCGAAUUACGUCUAUGAAGCGGCUCGCAUUGAAGUGACCUGCCAGAUUUGCACGGCGGCGCGUGGAUAUGGAGAGCAUUUGGGUGCGGGCGCACACUAUGGCAAGCUCAGCAAGGACUAUGUGCCAGAUGGAGUUUGCGUGGCAACGGUGCGGGAGCGCUUAUGGAACGAGGUGCAGAUACCCAAUGGUUUCAUCCGCAUCAACGAGCUGGACGGGGCGAUUGAGGUGGCCAGGUGCUCACAACGGUCCUCUCCGGAGCCAACACCAGAAGCUCCAGCACAGCAGAGCUCAGCUCAGCCAAAAGCAGCUCCGUGUCAGCCACUCGUGCGAGACCAGACGCAAGCAGCGACACAGAGCCAAGCUGGAGCUCAGUGGCCGCGUGCUGAGCAACAAGCCCCUCUCCCGCAAAGGCCAACCCAGGCACAGCAGCCGCCAGCUAUGUGGACUGAAGCUCAGCUACCGGUUCAGCCGUCUCAGCCUACUCAGCAACCUGUGCGAGGCAUGCCACAGUCGCAGUUCGUGGGUUCCCCUACCUUGGUUCAGCAGACUGCAGCUCCACGGACUUCAGAAACUCAACCACUGGUCCAGCCUUCGUGUCAGCCCGUACCCAUGCCUCAGCCUGCUCACCCUGUGCCAGACAUGCCACAGUCGCAGUUCCAUUCACCUUGCUUCGACCAUGGCGCUGGUGCCGGCACCGGUGAAUACAUCCAUCCAUCCGGCCUCCCCGUGACCUUCGGCCCCGUCCCUCCCACGUCCGCCACGGCGGUACAGCGCGACUGGGACGAGUUCUCGGAGUACUCGGUGCGCGCCUGCAGUCCGGACCCCGUGAUCGUGUCGGAGGCGAGCUACCAGAUCUUCUGGUGCAAGGACCGGGCAUCACUGGCAAAGGUCCGUAUACUGGAGCAACAAUUGGCGGUGCUGGAUGCAGAAGCAAAACUCACUUGCUCCAUUUGUGAAGACUCGGUGUUCGUGCGGGAGCUCUCAAGCCACUUGCGAAGCAAGAAGCACUUCGAGCAGCUGAUGAUGCUGAUGCAUACCAUUGUAGUAGAUAAACAAGCGGACGAACAUCGCUUGAACCAGCGCAUCCAAGGUGAGAUGGUUUUGCACCACCUGGAAGUGACUCUGGUGGAACCCAAGAGCCACAUCACUGAGGUCAAUGCGGGGUGGAGUGUCCGGGCGCUCCAAGGUGCGCCCUGGAGCUUCUCCAGGCUUCAGCUGAGGCGUUCUCAAACGCUCAGCUGGGAGUUCCGAUAUGGCCUUGGAACGCUGCGCGCCGAGCGACGCAGCGUUCCGGCCACCAACUCGGUGAUCAGCGCGUGUGGCAAAGGUCGACAAUGGAUGAUGUCCAUGAGCUUGUUGAUGGAAAUGUCCCAGAAGGAGCUUCAGGCCGAUGAGGUCAGCUGGAACUCCCUGCUGAGCGCCUUCGAGAAAGGAACCCAGUGGCAGCGAGCACUGCUCCUGGUGGAUGCUGAGGUGUCCCUGUCACGAAUGGCCUUAAAUGCAAGUAUCAGCGCUUGUGCGAAUGCAUCUGCCUGGAAGGAGGCUUUGGCCGUGUUUGAGAGCAUCAAGGAGAAGGAUGUGGUCACUUACAACUCCUCCAUCACAGCAUGCACGAAGGGUCGGCAAGCUGGGCGUUCGCUGCGACUCUUUUCGGAGAUGAAGGCAUUGCAAUUGAGACCGGAUCAAGUCACUCACGGUGCAGUACUGAAUGCGUGUGAAAAGGCGGCCUUGUGGGUCGAGGCCCUCCACCUCCUGGCGCAGGAACCUCCACCAACUAUUGUCUUGGUGAACAUGGUGGCCAGCGCCUGCGAAAAAGGUCACCAAUGGCAGCAGGCUUUAGCUGUUCUGCAGGCGGCGAAGCGCCAUCGACUCCGGGCAGACAGCACCACGUUGAAUGCCGCCAUGGCGGCCUGCUUGCGUGGCGAGGAAUGGUCGCGUAGCCUGGAGUUCUUCCAUCGCAUGCAGAGAGGUCGUGGUCCCACCUUGCAUUCCUACGCAGAGGCCCUGAGCAGUCUUCACCAGGCGCAGAGAUGGGAAGACGCCCUGCGGCUGUUUGCCGAAGUGUCCCACCAGAGUGACCGUCACGUGUUGGGCGCGGCGUUCCGGGCGGCGGCGUUGUGCUGGCCAGAGGCGGGUUUGGGGGUUUAG
Messenger RNA from Durusdinium trenchii, 2880 nucleotides. The record is from the annotation of a GenBank genome assembly. Lineage: Eukaryota; Dinophyceae; Suessiales; Symbiodiniaceae.